This is a messenger RNA of Phycomyces blakesleeanus NRRL 1555(-), 423 nucleotides long. RefSeq lists its product as hypothetical. NCBI's taxonomy places the organism in Eukaryota, Fungi, Mucoromycota, Mucoromycetes, Mucorales, Phycomycetaceae. The transcript has 3 exons. The record is from RefSeq and is a predicted model, not a curated record. The coding region runs from base 1 to 423 and encodes 140 amino acids.
AUGCUUGGAAAAGGCCUUGUUUAUCGACUGAUUUUUGAAUCUCUUGAGCACUUUGGUUUUAUUAAUGUUUUCGACAAGAACUGUAUUUACCCUCGUAACUCCAGUGGCUCUCCUUCUCCUGAUAUUCCUUCACUUCUCUUUUUAGUACAGUUGGAUAAUACCAGCUUGGAUGAGGUCUGCAUUGGGUUUCUUAGACGCUAUCUUGUGAAUGUUCCGGAGGAUAUUCAAAAUGUUCUCGUGCAGGUGACACUCGAAGUUCUUUUUAGCCUUAUUUCAGAGUGUCAGAGAAUCAAUCUUCACUUGAUAGAUCGGUUGACAAUAUUAAGUUCUACAUCUAUCAGUGUAUGGCUUGUGGUUUGCUCAUUAAUUACUAUGGUUUUAAAGAUGUGCUCUGUGCGCCAUUUUCGUCGUGAUCUAAAAUAA